Prorocentrum cordatum is the source of this 372-nucleotide messenger RNA. The record is from the annotation of a GenBank genome assembly. Lineage: Eukaryota; Dinophyceae; Prorocentrales; Prorocentraceae.
ACCACCAACCCUCGUCACCGAGGGCCGGGCCGCCGUCGAGCACGGCGCGGGCUCCUGAGGGGCGCCGGGCGCCCUCGGCGCGGCCGCGCGGGGGCGGCUCUCCGGAAGAGGCCCUCCUCGGAGGCCUUCCAGGGGAGCCUCCAGAGGAGGCUCCCCCUCGGAGGCUCCCCCUCGGAGGCUCCAGAGGAGCCUCCUGCGGUCGGCGGGCUCUCGGUGAGCUCUCUUUUUUUAGGGGGGCCCCGCGCGGCCAUCGCGUGCUGUCUGCGCCGCGGUGCGCGAGCUGCGGCCCUCCUCCUCCUCCUCCGUGUCGAUCUGCUCCUCCCUCCCCCCAUCUCCUCCCCACCCCCUCCACAGGAUGGAGGGGCCGCGUAG